AUGGAAACCAUUCUGACUAACUACCCUAAGAUAUUUGAUGACAGUGUGGGGAAGUUUGAGAGCACAUUGCAUCUUUACACGAGGGAUUAUGUUACUCCACACAAAACAGCUCCAAGAGAAAUUCCUCGGUUUGUUAAGAACAAUCUCAUCGCUGAAGUGCAAGACCUCCAACAACAAGUUAUUCUGGAGGAAAUGACUGAGCCCACUGAAUAGGUGAGUUAUCUGCUAAGAAUGGAAUAAGGCUAUACAUAGAUAUCAGACCACUGGACACAGCACUCAAGCUCUCUGAGUACCCAAUUUCAACUGUUGAUCAUCUGCUCACAGAAAUUAGCAACGCUAAAGUACUUUCCUUAGCUGGUAUCAAGUCUGCCUUUUGGCACAUCACAUUAGAUAAAGAAAGGUCUCUGUUGACGACGUUUAAUAUGUCUCUUAGAAGGAUGAGAUGGAACAGAAUGCCUUUCGGCAUUAGUGUAAUUCCUGAAAAAUUUCAAAGAAGAAUCGACGAAAACUUAAAAGGAUUAGAAGGUGUUAAAGCAAUCGCUGAUGACAUCCUGAUCUGGGGUGAUGAUGACACCAUUGAAUUAAGUGGCGACAGCCAGUCAUGACAAACGCCUGUUAACCUUGUAAGAACGAUGCAAACAGAAGAAUAUUAAACUUAACAAAGAGAAGUUACAACUGAGGAAGACUGAAUUGUCCUACAUGGGUGUGGUUCUGACAGACAAAGGUGUUAAACCAGACCCCAAGAAACAAGAUUGUAUUCAAUCAAUGCCUGCUUCAACAAAAGCAAACAAAAAGAUGAAGUCAGACUAUUACUUUGUGUAGUAACUUACCUCUCACGAUUUUCUGAGGACUUGUCAGCCAAGUCAGAACCGCUGCGAACAUUGCUUAAAAAAACAGCGUUCAUCUGGGAAACAAAUGAACAGAAAGCUUUUGAAGAAAAUAAGACCCUCAUCUCAAACGCACCAUUAUUGAACUACUUCAACCCUGUCGAGACAGUAGAAAUACAACUUGACGCAUCAUCAAGUGGAUUGGGAGCAUGGCUCAUGCAAGGUAAUCAGGCUAUACAGUAUGCUUCGAGAACAUUAAUUAACUGAAACUGAAAACGCUAUAGUCCAAUUGAGAAAGAGAUGCUUAGUAUUGUCUAUGGCCUCACUAGAUUUCACACCUACACUUAUGGUCGAUAGGUGACAAUUUACAUUGACCACAAACCACUGGCUGCUGUAUUGAAGAAACCUAUUGCAGUCCCCUGAGACUUCAGCAAAUACUCUGCAGAAUCAUUGGAUAUGACUUCGAAUUCAAGUAUGUGAAAGGCAAAGAUCUUCUCAUUGCUGACGCCCUUAGCAGAUCCCAAACAAAAAGACAGAACCGAAGCAAGUUUGAACAUGAGAUUGAAACAACUCGAGUGGUUCAUGAAGAUCAAAGUGUAACAAGUAGUUUAGCUGAAAUUGCAGAAGAAACAGUUCAUAACACCGAAUUACAGUCAGUAGUUCACCACAUAUCUAAAGGCUGGACAAACAACAAAAGAAACGUCCCUUUUGAAAUUCUACCCUUCUGGAGCAUCAAGGACAAACUGUCGGUCAGUGGUGGAAUUGUUUACAAGAACGAUCGCAUCGUAGUUUCGGUGGCCCUGCGGAAGACACUCAUUGUAAAACUACAUCAAGCUCAUAUGGGUACCGAAUCAACCCUUAGACGCGCCAGAACAUUCUUAUGGUGGCCAAGCAUGAACAACCAACUAAAGCAGUUUAUUGCCAAAUGUGAAGUCUGCAACGCUUUCCAGACCAAGAAGCAUAAAGAAACUCUGAUGAGUCAAGAAAUUCCUAACAGACAGUGAUCGAAAGUUGGUUCUGAUAUUUUCUCUGGUAUUGGUUGACUACCACAGUGACUGGAUUGAAUUUGACCUGAUGAGAAACCAAAGUGCUGCUGAGAUCAUCAAUUUGAUGCAAAACAGUUUGCGAGAUGGGGAAUUCCAGAGGAGAUCGUCACAGACAGUGGAACGAAUUACGACUCCGUUGAAUUCUCGCAGUUCUGUAAUCAUAAGAACAUCAAACACACCAAAUCUCCACCUCAUCAUCACCAGAGCAAUGGAAAAUCUGAAUCUGCUGUGAAGAUUGUAAAGACAUUGUUGAGGGAGACAGCGAAAACUACAUUAAAUCCGUAUGAAGCGUUGCUUGACCGGCAUAACACACCCACCAUUGGAAUGACAACAUCUCCGGAACAAAGAUUCCUAAACCGUCGAACAAGAACAGAAAUACCCAUCAAAGGAACUUUACUUACACCGGAAAUUGUAGAGAGAGUGUUAGAAGAGAAAACCUGGAAAACCAAGAAAUCUCAAGUUUAUUAUAACAAAUCUGCCAGAGAUCUGAAUGAGCUAAAGCCUGGUGACACUGUUCGAGUAAAGCCAGAAACAUUAGCCAAAGGACAAGAGUGGAAGAAAGGGACUGUAACACAGUCAUGGAUACAGAUCAUACGACGUAAACGUAGAAGGAAAAGUACUUAGCAGAAAACUUGUACACCUAAAGCCAGACAAGCAAGUCAAAAUAACGGAACCAUCCCUGAAGUCUGAAGAACGAAAGCCCAAAGCCCAACCAGCAUCUCCUACCCACAAGAGCAUGCACGUAAAGCCCACAAAACAGACCGCAAAGACUUCGGAAGCUAAAUGCACCAAUAUGGAACUGAUUACUGUAAAGCGAACACGUUUAGGACGCCUAGUUAAAACACCGUACAGAUAUAGUUCUAAAUGA
Porites evermanni is the source of this 2741-nucleotide messenger RNA. Lineage: Eukaryota; Metazoa; Cnidaria; Anthozoa; Scleractinia; Poritidae. The record is from the annotation of a GenBank genome assembly.